This is a messenger RNA of Sorex fumeus (smoky shrew), 1546 nucleotides long. It is a transcript of the gene PIGL, whose product is annotated as phosphatidylinositol glycan anchor biosynthesis class L. The transcript is spliced from 7 exons. Bases 210 to 977 code for a protein of 255 amino acids. Gene Ontology annotation, cellular component: endoplasmic reticulum. NCBI's taxonomy places the organism in Eukaryota, Metazoa, Chordata, Mammalia, Eulipotyphla, Soricidae. Gene Ontology annotation, molecular function: N-acetylglucosaminylphosphatidylinositol deacetylase activity. Gene Ontology annotation, biological process: GPI anchor biosynthetic process. The record is from RefSeq and is a predicted model, not a curated record.
GGACGCGGCCCUGCGUGGGGAGAAUUCAAUCAGGAAGAGCAGGACGCCAUCUGGAAGCCCCAGGACGGAGCGGCGGCCGGCCGCCCGCCCGUCGCGGCGGGACGCGGGAGCGGCCGCUUUGCGGAACGCAGGUUCCCCGGCGCCGCUUUCCCUCCGGAGCCGGGGCCGAGAGUCUUCCCGGCGCGCAGGCGCAGAGGCUCCAGGGACGCAUGGCCGCGCUCGAGAUUCUGGCUGCGGCUGCGGCUGCCGCCGCGAUCGCGGCAUGGGCCUUCCUCUGGGUGUGGGACUCCUCAGAGAGAAUCCGGAAUCGGGAGCAGGCCGGCCUGCGCGACGACGAGAGCCGGGCCCUCCUGGUCAUCGCACACCCCGACGACGAAGCCAUGUUCUUCGCGCCCACGGUGUUAGGCUUGGGUCGCGGGGGACACCGGCUGUCCCUGCUCUGCUUUUCCGCAGGAAAUUACUACAAUCAAGGGAAGAUUCGUAAGAAAGAACUUUUGCAGAGCUGUGAGGUGUUGGGGAUUCCGCCCUCCAGGGUGAUGAUCAUUGACAACAGGGACUUCCCAGAUGACCCAGAUGUCCAGUGGAAUACAGAGAGUGUGGCCAGUGUCCUCCUCCAGUAUAUCCAAGUGAAUGGCAUCAGCCUGGUGGUGACUUUUGAUGCAAGGGGAGUGAGCGGCCACAACAAUCACAUUGCUCUGUAUACAGCUGUGAGGUCCUUGCAUUCUGAAGGGAAGUUACCUAAAGGGUGCUCUGUGCUCACACUGCAGUCAGUGAAUGUGCUGCGCAAGUACAUCUCCUUUCUGGACCUGCCUUUUUCCCUGAGCCAUACCCAGGAUGUCCUCUUUGUGCUCACCAGUGAAGAAGUGGCACGUGCCAAGAGAGCCAUGUCCUGCCACCACAGUCAGCUCCUCUGGUUCCGCCGCCUCUAUGUUCUCUUCUCCCGGUACAUGAGAAUCAACUCUCUGCACUUCCUCUGAAUCCUGAAGACUUUUCUAGUCCAGUAAUCAAGGAGAAAAGGACCAGGAAGUCCAGAGUCUGGUCUGGAGCCAGCUCAUCUCCUGAGCUAAAGAAGAGCCCCCAGUGGGGCAACCUCAAAGCUCUGCUCAUGGCGGGUGGCCCUUGGGUUGCCCGGGCUCCAGCUUCUUCACAGUAACCACCAAAGAAACUGAGCUGAGAGAACAGUAGCUACCAGCAAGUUCUUGUGAGAAAGUGAUCGCGUAAUCACACAAUGAUGUCAGACACCAAGCACAGAGCCUGCUCUUACUAGAAAUGAGUGUAAGAGUGCUCAGAAACCACUUCAGUUGCAAUAAUAAAGUAUUUUUACACUAUUGCCAGAGUGGGAUGUUUCAUUAGUUCAACCAUGAUCACCUUCAUUUAUCUUUGUAGUCUCUCACACUUGCAUUUGGAGGACACCUGGCUGAGGAGCUUAAGUGCUGGUCAUGUGCUAAACACUGCUUUUUGGGGGGAAGUUGUCAUGGGGCAGAGGGUUUCAGGGUUCUGAAUCAGGACCUCACAUAUGUGAGAGAUCUGCUCUACCACUGAAGUG